UAUAUAUGUGUAAGAUUUAAGCAGUUUUGGAUUAUAUAUUUUAUACCGACUUUUAUCAAAAAUCCUGUACAACAUUAAAUCUGCGCAGUUUGUUGGAAGUUGCUGCUAUACAGAGAUAUAUUUUCGAUAAUUGUUCUUUAAAUUGCUAUUGAGGAUAUUGGGAUUAACAUCUUGAGUCUAUUCCACAGUACCCAAGCUUAUACAGAUUUUGACUGAGCUUAGGAGAACAGUUGUUUCUUCCAAGAGUGUAAUGUUGUACUGUUAACAAUAAAUAAAUCCUAAUUUUAAGAUAAAAUGGCACGUUGUAAGAAAGAAAGGAAGAAAAAAUGUGCACGUCCUGGACCGAUUACAAACAAUCCUUUUUUCAACUUCUUACGCGAAAUGCGAAAAAAUGGAUGCACGACUGAUAUAAUUGAGACUGCCAAGUGUGGUGCCAAAUUGUGGAGUAAAUUAUCCGAGGCUGAGAAGAAGAAAUACUGUAGUGAGAACAUAAAGAAAAAGAAUGCUCAAUCUAGUUGUCAAAAACCAGUAAAGAAGCUCAGCUGUGUACAGAAACGACCAAAAAAACGUAAAAAUCCUUGUGUAAAACCGAAGAAGAAACCUUCGGCUUGUGCACCAAAGAAGAAGCCAACGAAAUUAACAUGUCGUCUAUCAUCGGCACCACGUAAAUGCAAUGUAAGGAAGAAGAAGAAGAAUAAAUGCAUGAAGAUAGGACCUCCAACAAGCAAUCCAUACUUAAACUACUUACGCUACUUCAAGCAACGUAACUGUGGUUUAAAACCGCGAGAGGUCGUAAAAAGGGCGGCACGUUGCUGGUGCCGUCUUCCACCAGAUAAGAAACGUAAAUAUAAGCUCCAAGCAUGUAAAGUUACAACAAGUGCUCGUCGCAAGGCUACAAAAUUGUGUCGUAGCGUUCUUGCGGGUGCUCGUUCUAAAGGACGUAAAUGUUAGGUAAAUGAAAUAAUGAAAAAUCGUAAAGAAAAGGAAAAAGAUAUAUAAAAAAGUAAUUGUGAACAAAAUGGACAAUACAGAAAAAAAUGUUAUCCUUUACCCUUAUCCCUCCAUUACGGAUUGGUAUUAAUAAAUAGCAUAACCUACUUCCACAAAGAAUAUCAUCCAUUAUAGUGAUAAAAGUCUCUUAUUCUAGUUUAAAAUUAUAAUCUGUUAAUAUCAGAGAGAAAAACAUAUCAAAAUCAAGACAAGAACAGUAUACUGUUAUAUUGUUCUGAUAUAAAUUUGCCGUGAACUCUCUAAAUCUUUGAAUAAUAAACAAAAUUAUUAAACUAGUAUAACUAA
Molecule: messenger RNA, 1296 nt
Organism: Teleopsis dalmanni
Lineage: Eukaryota; Metazoa; Arthropoda; Insecta; Diptera; Diopsidae
Exons: 7
Coding region: 295-951 (218 amino acids)
Biological process (GO): sperm DNA condensation; spermatogenesis
Source: RefSeq, a predicted model, not a curated record